AUGUCGCAUUCAGCAACUCAGCGUUCAUACCUUAAGGAUAUUCAGCAACUGUACCGGACGAUUGAGACUUCAACAGAUGGUCAAGCUUCCAUACUCUGCGUCGGUGAAAUGUCAGUUGUGAUCUCGCUGCAUCCGAAAUCUGGUUACAACGCACACGCUGCCUUCACUGUGAACAUUAACUGUCCCGUGUCCUAUCCAAGGGAGGGUCCAAAAGUGCUAUUCAUCUCACCAAUCUUCCAUCCCAACAUCGAUAAUUCAUCGGGCAGCGUUUGUUUAAAUUUUCUCAAUGAAUGGCUCAGCUGUUACAAUCUGCUGGAUGUAGUAAAGGCCCUGCUCUACCUAAUUGAACAUCCGAAUUUUGAAUCAACAAACAACACAUUUGGGUACCUGGAGAACACAGACCUGUUGGUAAAGAAGACGAUGCGGCUGUUGGCAGGUCUGCCGGUGAAUGGCCAACGGUUUGCUCCGAACCAAGCCUGGUGCGAAUGGGCAGAGGCCCAUGGAUGCCUUCCAAUCGGCGAGGAAGAGGAUGACGAAAAUGAUGGUGCCAGUAAUGUUGUGGAAGAUGUGACGCAGAUGGUUGGUGUAGGUGACGGGCAAGAAUCGGGUGAUGAGCAUGACGUUGUGUCUGAUGCUGUUGCCUCUGUGUACAAGGCAGAUGUCAAAGAAAAGCGUGAUGGUGACGCCGCCGUUUUCGACGAGAAUGUUCUCUCAUUUGCAAACAUUCGAUUCUCCGUUGGUUCAGAGACCGAUUCACAAUCUUCGCCGCCCUAUAGACGCAAAUAUGCGCUCGUACACAUAGAAAUGCAACGUAUCAAUAUUUGGAAUCCAACUGAUAGUCCCAAUGCCAAUACCCCGUCUGUGUUCUACUUCUGCGAGCUUGUCGGUGAUCGGUACACUCAAAUGGAAUUUCAUAGUCUCUACAGCACUUUGUUCACUGGCGAUGUGUUGCGCUGCAUGCAAAGUCGUCUGGAAUCGAGACAAACAUCGAGUCUAUGUCCAUGGUACAUUUUUUACCAACAUACGCACUAUUCCAAUCACUCGAGCUCCACUUCCGUCUUCGACCUUUCCUUCCUAUUCACUAAGAAAUUUAAUAGACCAGAAUUGACCGAUGACUUUUGUCCGUGGUCUCAUGCAGACGGGGGAGGUAUUUGGGACAUCUUGGGUAGCCUGUUUAAACGACGACGAAGCUCAGCACCGAGCACGCCAUCACAAGACGCUGUACAAGGCUUCGACAUGGCGUUUCUUUUCAACACGAGUUUUGAGGUGGAGGAUAGUGACGUUGACAAAGAGUGUGGAAAAGAAGAAGGAGAAGAUGAGAAGGACGAGGAUAAUGGAAUGGAAACGUUGGAAGUACUUGAAAGAGAAGAGAAGAAAUUGGAUAAUCUGGCAACUUCUGAUAAAGCAGCAUCAGAUUUGGAGGAGAAUAAGCCGUGUUAUGUUGAUGGCAAUGAAGACGGGGGAAACGGCAAUACUGGGGUGGACGAUGAAGAAAUGAGUACUUAUGACCAAAUUAAUCUUCCUGAAGACACUCAGACUUACGAGUCAUCGAGAACAUACGAAAUGGAACCAGAGGUGGUUAGUGGAUUAAAUGAUGAUGGGUGGAUUAUGAAUGACUACAUGUGGUGCGUAGGCACACUAAAUGCAGACAUGCAGCCACAGUGGCAGUGGUUUUUUCGUCAGACACGAUGGCCAUUCCGAUUCGCUCCACAGCAGAAAGUUGAUGUGUCUGUGCAUGAGAAUCGGAUCCCGCCAUGGCGAGCGAGUGUCGGGCGUCUGCAUUUGGAUGUCUACAAUUUUUGCAAACAAAACCGCCAAAUGCAAAAUCUCAUUCUCCUCAAUCCCUUGGCUUUGUCACCGCUUUCGCCACUGCUCAAUCUGAUGCGACACGCCGUGGAACCGAAAGCUCACCUGACAGGCAUUUUGUGGAUGACUCCACUUGAUGCCCUUUCUCCCUUAUACCAAGUCCCCAUUCCCCGUCAAGAUGGGAAUUCCGAGGGGGAGGAGUUGAAGAAGCACCCCUACCCGCGACCACUUUACCUGCGAUUUCUCACUCUGGGCGCCUUCCUGUCAAAUUGGCUUGCCUGGUUCUCUCGAAUUGAGACUUAUUCGUCAUUGGGCAUAUCUCGUUUUCCACCAGCAGCUGUGUCCGACCCCGUGGCAGGCUGUCACAGUCUGCUGAAUGCAGUGAAGACCCUCCUCUACCUCAUUGAAAAUCCGAAUUCUAAAUCAGCAAACAAGUCAUUUGAAUACCUGGAGAACAGAGACAUGUUGGCAAAGAAGACGAUGUGGAUGUUGGCAGGUCUGACUGUAAAAAGCCAAGAGUUUGCUCCGAACCAGGCAUGGUGCGAGUGGGCAGAGGCCAACGGAUGCCUUCCAGUUGGUGAGGAAGAUGACGACAGGCAACAUAAAAGGCCUUCUGGCGCAGGCCUUCUUCUGGCGUUUUGUGUGGAUUGCAUGCAGGUAUCUGUCAAUGAGUACAACAAUACCACCGAUGUAGUGGUUUCUACAUUUGAAGUAGAUGACGUGGGCUAUCUGAUGUCGCAUUCAACAACUCAUCGUUCAUAUUUAAAGGACAUUCAACAGCUCUACCAGGCGAUUGAGACAUCGACAUCCGGCCAAGCUUCCAUACUCUCAGUCGAUGAGAUGUCAGUGAUGAUCUCGCUGCAUCCCAAAUCUGGUAACAACGCUCAUGCUGCUUUCACUGUGAAAAUAAAGUGUCCCGUGUCCUAUCCAAGGAGUAGUUCAGAAGUGACAUUCACCUCACCAAUCUUCCACCCCAACAUCAGCAAUAGUUCAGGAGACAUUUGUCUAAAUCUUCUCGAUGAAUGGCUUAGCUGCUACAGUCUUCUGCAUGUGGUGAAAUCUCUUCUCUACCUAAUCAACAACCCUAAUUUUGAAUCGCCAAACAAUACGUUCGCAUUUCUGGAAAACAGUGACCUGUUGGCAAAGAAGACGAUGCGGGUGUUGGCAGGUCUGCCGGUGAAUGGGGAACGAUUUGCGCCGAACAAGGCAUGGUGCAAGUGGGCAGAGGCCCAUGGAUGGUGUCCAGUUGGCGAGGAAGAGGAUGACGAAGGGAAUGGCGAGGUGCGGGCGGUUUGUGUGGAUAUCAGGCAAAAAUCGGAUGAUGAGGAUGACGGUGUCUCUGAUGUCAAUGCCUCUGCCUUCAAAGACAAUGGCAAUAGAGAAUUCGAUGGUGGUGCAGCCGUGUUUGACGAGAAUGUUCUCUCAUUUGCAAAUAUGCAAUUUGUCGUAGCUUCGGAGACUGAAUCGCAAUUUUUGCCGUCCUUUGAAAUCGAACAAACAGACGGAUAUAUUGAGACCCAGCGUAUCCUUAUUUGGAGUCCGGCUGGUAGUCCCAAUGCCAAUAUCUCCUCGGUGUUCUACUUCUGCGAGCCCCUCGGUGAUGAUUCUUAUCGGAUGGAAUUUCACGAUCUCUACAACACGCUGUUCACCGGCAAUGUUUUGCACUCGAUGCAAAGCCAUCCUGAAUCGAGACAAACAUCGAGUCUCUGUCCGUGGUAUAAUUUUUUCCAUCAUGAGCAUUAUUCGAAUCAGUCAAGCACGGCUUCUGUCGCCGACCUAGCCUUCUUCUUUUCUGAAAAAAUGUUAACGAAGCCCAUAUUGGCCUACGACUUUUGUCCGUGGUCUCAUGUUGAUGGAGGAGGUAUUUGGGGCAUUUUGGGUGGACUGUUUUGUGAGCGACGACGACGAUAUUGGACUAAGAACACAUCUGUGGAAAACAGUGUGAGUGGCCAUAUUUUGGCUAUUCUCUUCAACACCAGUUUUGAAGGGGAGGACAGUGACACUAACAAAGAAUAUAAAGUUGAUGAAGAAGAAGAUGAAGUAGUAGAGGAAGAGGACGAAGAAGAUGAAGAAGAAGAGGGCGACGAAAAUAAGGAACACGAAGAUGAUGAUGGUUAUAGAGAAGAAGAAGAAGUCAAAGAUGAAGAAGAGGACGUAAAAGAAAUGGCAGAAUGUAAUGGAGCGGAGACACUAAAACAAGUAGACGCUAAUGAGGAGGAAGUGAAGGAGGAUGCGGAAAAGUUGGGAUCUAGCGAAGAAGCAGAUUCACUUUUGGAAGACUAUGGAAUGGGUGAUGUUGAUGGUGCUGAUGAAGUGCAAAGCAACACUGCUGAAGUUAAAAUUGAGGACGUUUCAUCUUAUGAUAAUUUUACUGUUACCAAAGACACGCAGUCAUCGAGGUCUUCAAAAACAUACGUAGAGGAAGAGCCAGAUUGGGACGACAGUGGAUACUUCACAUUUGACUACUUUGACUGUGUGGAAAAAAUCAACACGAAAAUGCAGCCACAGGGGCAUUGGUUUUUUCGUCAGACACGUUGGCCUUUUCGUUUCGCUCCACAGCAGAAAGUCGAUGUCACUCCACGGAACCCUAAAGCCCACCUGACUGGUGUUCUGUGGAUGACCCUAGUUGAUGCUCUUUCUCCCUUUCACCACGUCCCUAUUCCUCGUCAAGAUGUCAGAGGUGAGGAAGAGGUGGAGCGCCCAUACCCGCGACCACUUUAUCUGCGAUUGCUCACUCUGACAGCCUUUCUGUCCAAUUGGCUUGCCUGGUUCUCUCGAAUUGAGACCUAUUCGUCGUUGGGCAUAUCACGUUUUCCGACAUCAGCUGUCUCCGACCCCGUGGCAGGAUGCGUGUUGUGA
Messenger RNA from Mesocestoides corti, 4665 nucleotides. The record is from the annotation of a GenBank genome assembly. NCBI's taxonomy places the organism in Eukaryota, Metazoa, Platyhelminthes, Cestoda, Cyclophyllidea, Mesocestoididae.